Molecule: messenger RNA, 7989 nt
Organism: Trichomonas vaginalis G3
Lineage: Eukaryota; Parabasalia; Trichomonadida; Trichomonadidae
Exons: 1
Coding region: 1-7989 (2662 amino acids)
Source: RefSeq, a predicted model, not a curated record
AUGAGUUUAUAUUAUCUUUCUCUUCCUUAUAGUGUUCCUUACAUGAUUGCUUAUGCAAACAAAGAAGGAAAUCUUAGUUUGUUCUUACAAGGAAGUUAUUUAUCAAAUUUGGUUCCUUCCGAACAAGGCCGAUUGUAUUUGAUUCCUGAAAGUGAUAACUAUACAGUUUUCCUUGAAAACGGAAAAGCCAUGGAAAAUGUCAUUGCUCUUUAUCUUCCAAUUGUCAACCAGUUGCAGUUUAUUGCUAAUGAUUUCAUGACUGUUGGUUAUUCAUUAGGAUAUACAUUGUAUGAUAUGAGUUAUGAGAAUCCGAAACCUUUAGAAUGGCUACAAAUCAUUCCAAAUGUCUGUAGUUAUUGGCACGAAUUAUUAUUCAAGAGAAGAUUUUAUUUGUUUUUGAAUGAAAAUCUUCUCGAUUUGACAACUUUGGAAACAUCAUUUAAUGAAUGCGCAAACCAAAUAAAGAAGACAGAAUUAACACCAGAAGUUGCUGGAAGAUUGGCAACUUACAUGAAUUAUAUCAAAAAUGGCCCAAAGAAACCAAAAUUUGCUGUUAGAUAUAUCAGUGAAAUUUUGGAAAAUCCAAAAAUUCCGAAAUCAUCUGACAAAGAAUUCGAAAGUUUCUAUAAUCAAAUUCAGAUUAAUACUGUUGAAGAUGCAAUGUAUAACUUCAUUUGUGAAGCAGCUUCUAUUCGUGAAUUGGCAGCUGAAUAUUACAAAGUCAAAGUUACUACACAAAAUAUCAAUGGAGAAGUUUUGAUUGCAAUGGUUUGUACAGGAAUAAUUAUUUAUUCAAAUGAUAAUGCAAAGAAUGAAUUGAUGUUUAUUCCUUUCUAUUCACUUGACAAUUAUUAUUUCGAAGAGAAAUCAAAGAUAAUUUUGGGUUUCUAUCUCGAAAAUAAUUCGUAUUUGACAUGUACAAUUGAGUCGAAAGAAUUCUUUGAUCAUAUUUCUUCUUAUAUCAUUGAUCUCUUAGAUUUAUUAGGAUUCAUCAGAUCUUCAGAUCAAACAAUUGCUUUAAGACCAGAAUUUAACAAUUUCUUCCAAAUGAAUGAACCAACAAACAUAGGUGAUGAUAAUUUCGAAUUAGAAAACUUUGAUGUCAUACCUGCACUUGAUGUUAAUUUAGAUGCAAACCAAACCAAUGAAUAUCCUAAUUAUAAUGAUGAAGCUUUCGAUUUGGAAAGAUCAAAUCAUCUUUUGGUUCAAGCACAAACUUUAAUUUCUAAAAAUGCUUCUCUUGGAGAUCUCGAAGCUUUGACGAAUUUGAUGGAAAUGGCCGCAAAUUCAAACAAUUUAUCAAAAAGCGACAAAGAUAAUGUCAAAGAUAUUGUUAAGAAAUGCAAUAGUUUGGUAUCAAAGAAGUCAAAAGGAAAAGAUGUUUCGAUCAAGAAAUCUGAUUUGAGUUCUAUUAAUUCUACUCUCGAAAAAUUGAUUUCUUCAAACAAUAAGAAGAUUUCAGCUGUUCCUAAAACAAACAAAUCAACAAAAUUGGCUGGCGAUGAAGUUGAUUUGACAAAGUUAAUGUUUGCUAUGGCAAAUGCAGCAGGAGAAGUUUCAGUUUAUUCAGUUGUCAAUCAAGACAAAAUGAAGAAUUUGGAAAUCAAUGCAAAAGAAUUUUCCGCUCACAUGGAUUUGGCUUCAAAAGAUGUUAUGAAUUUAAUUCCACUUCUUAAGACAGAAGAAGGAAAGAAACAAGCUUUACAGAAAUUAGUUCAAUUCAACAAAGUUUGGGAUGAAUGUCAUGCUUAUGUUUCAAAAGCAUCUUCAAAAGGAGAUAAAGAUUUACAAACGAAUUCUGAAGUUGCAGAAUCAUUCAUUGAUUAUUUGAAAGAAGUUCAAAAUAGAUUGAUAAAUGACCUUCAAAAAGGAAAAGUCAAAUAUCACAUCUAUCCAGGAUCAUCAGACAAUUUAUCAAUUGCGAUUUCUGCGAUCAAAGAAGUAAUGGAACAAAUCAAAAAUAUCAGACAAAAUGAUCCAUAUUCAAAGGCGAUUUCCAAUUUAAGUUAUUCAAGAUUACAGAAACACUUAGAUGAUAUAACAAAAUUGGAACCAAUCAUUUACCAAACUCCGAAGAAUCCAGAUGCAAGAUUUGCUAUUCAAUCAAAUUUAGUUAAAUCAAGAGAUGUUGUUCAGAAAUUAAAUGACUUGAAACUCAUAAAAGGAACGAUCUUUCUUGAACAAAUACAAUCAGCUGUUAAUAAUGUUUCAGCUCUUAACAUUACUCCUGAUACUAUUGAUACAAUUUUAGAUGAAUGCAAAGCAAUCUUGGAGUCAAUUGGAAACAUCAAUAAUUUGCACACUUCUCAAUUUUCUGACAAAGUUAAAUCAUCUGUUAGUGAAGUUUCCAAUCUAUUGAAGACAACAAUUGAUCAAUUAAUUAAAUCUAAACAACCUUUGAUACAAUGCCCAUCUAGUGGACAAAUAAUCAAAGAAGUUCAUCAUAAUUUAAUUGAUCUUAAAAAUGAUCUGAGCAAAAUCAAUGAAACUGCACAGAAACUAAAAGAUUUGACUUAUGAAGGAUCAUGUGUUUUGCUAGCUUCAAGUUUAGAGAAACAUGUUAACACAGCAUUAGGAGACAUCCAAUUCAUUGAUAAUCCAGAAGAUAUGAAACAUUACAGUGGCUUAAUGCAAGUUCAACUUGACACAGCAAAACUUAUCAAUACAAUUCAAGAAACUCUUGAUAUUGCACCACAAACUAAUGAGUUUCCAACCACACUUAAGGCUUCUUAUUGCAGAUUAGUUGCUUCUCGUAAUUUGUUGAAUGAAAAACCUUUUGAUCCAAAUUUGUUGAAUUUACAAAAAGAUCAACUUUACAAAUUAAAAGAAAAUGUUGAAAACAUCCAAAAAACAACUCAAAACUUCCAAAAUCCUAUUGAUAUUGUUCUUAAAUCAAUUGAGAAUGCAUUGAGAUUGCUAUCUCAAGCUCAAUUAACUCCAUUUAUCGAACCUCCAACUAAAGAAACAGAUGAAAAACUUAAAAACAUGCUUGAGAAAAUCAUUGAUCAAAGUCAAAAGAUUUUGACUGUUCCUGAAAUGAUAAGAAACAGGAAUUUAUCAAAUUCUGUUCAAUCAAUGAUUAAACAUCUUGACAAAGUCAAACCAGUGUUAAGCAAAUCAUCAGAACUCAAAGACAUUGAUUACUUGAACAAAUUACUUCGUUUGAUGAAAGAAAUUACAUCAUAUGACUUGUCAUUAAUGAGUUGCCAAGCUUAUGCAAAUGAUUCUGAUCUAAAGAAGUUUAUUGCUGAAUUCAAAGAUAUGAUAACAGGAUUGACAAAGAGCCAAAUUCCAAACAAAUCAAUUUUGACCGAUCAAAUUUUGAAAGAAUUGGAACAACUCAAAGUUUUUGCUGAAAAAUCUAAGAAACAAAAAGUUUCUCAAGUUGCAAAUGACAUUAUUUUAGCAACACCUAAGAAAGAGGAUCUAUUAAAUAUAAAUCCAACUGAUCUUUCUCAUGUUGUUGCCAAUUUCGAAGUUUUGAACAGGGAAAUUCCAAAUAAUUUAUCAGAUGAUUUACAAAAACUUUUGAAUUUGUUUAAUAACAAACAUACUACAAUGCAGAAAUGCUACAGAUUGUUACCAUCAACAAAGAGAUUUAACUUUGAUGUUAAACCAUAUGUAAGAUGCGGAAAAUCUGCAAAUACAGAAGAGAAUUUGUUGACUUUAGAUAACAUGAUCAAAGCAUUUGACAAUUUAAUUAAAACAAUUGGUCAAAGUGAAAUGGUCGACAAAAAAGAUCAAACAGUCAAAGAUCUGCAGAAAUUGGUUAGUUCAUUUAAUAAUGGUUCAUUAGUUGAAUUCAACAAUGAACAGAAUAUCAUGAAUCAAUUAAGUAACAUCAUUGAUUGUUUACCAGUAAUCAUUGGAAAUUCAAGAAAUAUUUCUUCAAUGAUAGAAGACGAUGAUUUCACAAUGGUUAGUAGAAUAAUUGGUGAUAAUUGUGUGGAUAUUCUUGAUAGAUUAAAGAGACCACACAUGACAUCAAACAAUUCACGUCAAUUCUCACAGAAAUUCAUUCCAAUGGUAUUGAAUUUAGCUUCUGCAACAACGAAUUUCGCAAAAUCAAAGAAAGUUACAGAAGAUGAUUUAGCAUCGAAAGAAAUAGAUAAAUUGACUGAUGCUUUGAACGGAUUAUUGUCAACAUUUGAUAGAUUAAGACCCGGAGAGAAACAGCAAUCAUGUGAUUCUCUUUACACAAUGUUGAAUGAAACAAUUCCUAAUUUACAAUUGGAUUCUGAUUAUUCCGAUUAUGUUUCUAAACUGAAAUCAAUGCAAGAAUUUCUUUCUGACUACACUUCAUUACCUGUUGUUCAUAUUCACUCCUCUGAUGCUUUGUUACCAAGAAGUCCUUCUUCUAUCGAUAAUUUGGAUGAAUUGUUCAGAUUAUGUAUGGAAGUUGUUUCAAGAGAAAAUUCAAGAUUAGAAAAAGUUGAAAUGGAUAAAAUUUCAGUAGGUUUACAGAACAUUUUAUCUAAUAAGAACAAAUUCCCGGAUUAUAUCAAUAAUGCAGCAGAAAUAUCGACUAGCUUUAUCAAAGGAUUUAAUCAAAAACAUGUUUCAAAUACUGCGAGAUUGAUUUCAAUUUGUGAUGAUGACUUCAACGACAGAAUUUCAAAAUUAAGAGAAUUCAUUAUCAAAACUUCCGAAAAAACAUGUAAUUUACUCCCAACAAUCAGCAGAGAAUUCAAUGAUAUGUUAACAAAAGUUAAGAUAUCUCCAAAGAAGCAACAAUACCUAAAUGAAUUACAAAGUAUGUUGAAUGAAGAAAAUUUGAAAUCAAUUGUUGAUUCUAAUUCUCUUUCUUCAGUUUCUUUGAAUUAUCCAACGAUUCAAAAAAUUGCAAAACCAUUGAAUUUGUUGAUGCAAGAUGAAUCAAACAAUAGUUCAUUAUCCAAUCUAUUGAAUGCACUUGUUGAUUUCUUAUGUUGGAAUGAGCAAUGUAACCAAGGAAUUUAUGAAUUCAUGAACCAAUUAAUGACAACAGUUGUUCAAAACUUUGAAGAUUUGAAUCCAAAACUAGAUUCAGAAGAAAAAAUCAAACAAGAAUUAAUAGAAAUCAAAAAGAAAUGGACAGAAAAACUUGGAAAUGCAAACAGAUUUAGAUUAUUAACUAAUCAACACAUCUCCGAAUGCGCAAAUGAUCUUUUGGAAGUUAAAUAUCGUUUAUUACCAGAUUUAAUGAAACUCAUUCCUGAUUUAGAACAAACAUCGAAUUUACCAAAAGUUUGUACAGAAAUGGAACCAAUAAUUCCUAUAUUAAGGAUAUUAGGAAGAUCAUUAGCAGGUUUCCAGUUAAAUACACUAUGUAAUAUCAUGAAUUCAUGGAUAAUUGCUAAUGAUAUUAAAUCAAAUCUUUCGAAUGCAAAUUUCGAAUUUUAUCCAAUCUUUACGUCACUUUCAUAUGUGAAAGAAGCUUCUCCAUCAAUGAAAAACAAUAAGUUCACUAAACAGGCAGAACUUUGUUUCUCAACUGCAACAAAAAUAGGUUCAUCAACUAAACAAGUUGACAAUGCUUCGAUGGAUGAAUUAAUCAAAGAAAUCACAGACUUGCUUUUGAUUUCAAAUGAAGUUGUAAAAAUCGAUUUCGUUUCAUCGAAACCUUUGUUGUUGGAGAAUGACUCUAAGAUCAAUUUAUCUGCAUUAAACAACAAAUCAAUGAUUGCUGCAUCAGAAUUAGCACAAAAGAUUUACAAACAAACGCAAAAUGAAAAUGAAAACACAGAAGAAAUUCCUAAAGAAAUUGAUCAAAAAAUGGAAAAUUUGGUUUUGCCGACAAAUGAAAUCAAAGUUGUUGAAUGCUCUUCUAUUAAUGAUGCAGGCGUCUUUGCACAAUUAAUGCUUGAAGACAUGUCUUCUGAUUUGUAUCAUUCAAUCUUUAUCCAAAGGAUCAAAUCUUUGAUGAACUUGUACAAAAACAAUUUCCCUGGAAUCAUUGACAUGGUUUCUCAAAGUGAAUUAGAUUUCACGAAAGAAGAAGUUAAAAAUGCGUUCUUAAGAAUCAACAGUUAUUUAUCUAAUGUUAGUGAUAUUGAGAAAUCAAUCAAAGAACUCAAAACUGAUGAGUUAAUUUGUCAUUUUUCAAUUCUUUCUUAUAUUUCUUCGAAUAUUUCAUCAAGAUCAAUUAAAAUGGAUACUUAUUUAACAGGAUCAAUCCAAUACCAACAGAAACUACUAGAAUCAGCAAUAAUCAACCAAUCAAAAUCAUCAAAACCAUUAAAUGCUUUGAGUUCUCCAGACAUUUUCAGAUUAAUUAACAAUUUAAUUAAUUUGUGUCAUUUUUCAAUUCAUGUUUCAUCAAUUUUACAAAUUUUACUCAGUAUAAAAUCAACUAAUAACAAUGUAACAAACUUUGACUUGUUCAAACAUCAGAACAUUCUACAAAAUGAGUUAAUUUUAGUAAAAGGUGGAGAACUAUUGACGAAUUAUGUCAAAACAUUAUCGAAUGAUGAAAUUUCAACACAAAUCAAUUGGAUCUUGAAUAUCUUAGAGUUCCUAUCUUCUAGUUAUGAUGAUAUAAUUAAUAAUGAAACAGGAAAUCUUUCCAAUUCUAAAAUCAUUAAAAUUUUAUCAACCAAAGUUAAAUUUGAAAAAAUUAAUGAUUUUAGUUCGAUUUAUAAGUUACAAAGUACAUUGUUCAAGUCAAUGAAGAAGACAGAGUUAGUACUUAAAUUGUUCUUUAUUUUACAAGCUCAAAAAGUUGUUCAUCAGAUAGAGAAUUUGGAUGAAGAUGUUUCCAACGAAAUUUCAUUAAAUUUGAUGAAAACUGAGAUUAAAUCCAUCUUUGAUCAAAUCCAAUUAUGUUAUUCAUCCAACAAAUUGCAAAAACAGAUACAGAGUAUUGAAUACGAGCGAAUCAAAAUCCAGCAAAUAAUUUUAAGACAUUUGAUAACUUAUUUAAUCAAAACAUCGAAUUUAUCAAAUGAUGACCAAUUGAUGAAUCAUUAUAUCAACGAAUUCAUUGCAUUUUCUGAGUCAUUGAUAUACGCAAAUCCUAUUAUUUUGAACAACCAGAACAUCAAGAAAGAUUUCUCUAUUUCAAACAUAAUUCUUGAAAACAGAAUUGAUACAUUUUUAGUCAAGAAAUCAAUCGAAAUGUUGAAUGAUUUCAGCAUUUUCCAGUUGGAAAACACAGGACAAAAAUCAUCUAAAAGCAAGAAACAAAGUAAGGCAGAUAUGCUAACAGAAGAAGAAGCAAACAAAUGCUUAAAUAUCCUAUCAAAUGUUCAUCAAAAUGGAAUAACCGAACAAAACAAAUCUUUAAUUAAACAAAGUUCAAAAGGAAUUAAUUCGAUUUUGGUUGAAGAACUCGAACAAACGAAGAAUCUUUCUAAUUCAAAAGAGGGUUUUAUUGCUUUAAUAACAUCAGCAAACAUAUUAGAUAGAAUAUGCAUAUUAGAGAGAUUAGAAACAACAGGAAUUAAAGUAAAUCCUCCAGAAAAAAUCGAGAAAAGUGACAAUUUAGAUGUUUUAGCUUUAACACAAAGAAUGAAAUAUAAUGUCUCCAUUUUACAAUUGAGAUUAUCUAAACUAUAUCAACAGAGUUGUGGUCUCAAUCAACAAUUGGUUUCUAUACCUCAAAUUGGUUCUGUUUUGCAGAAAACUAAGAAAGUUAAAAUCAAUAUUUUACGAAACGGAAUUAAAAUCCAAAUGAAUUUGAUUGAUCAAAUUAAGGAUCUUGAAAACCAAAUAUCUAAGUCAGAUUCAAAUAAUUUGAUACUGCAACAAUUAUUGAUAUCUGAUUUGAUUACUAUUUUAGGUAAUAAGAAAUCUUUCAAGAGCAAUUUGACUCUAAAAGUUGAAGAAAAUGAUGCUGAAAUGAGAAACAAAAUUUUGGAUUCUGUUGUUGAAUUACAAAAGAAAGAUGUUGUUAAAGAUCCACAAUGUCUUUUAGGAAUGAAAUGUGAAGAAUAUAACUCAAUGAACAGCAAAAGAUUAGUAUUCCUAAAUAUGGAGAAAUUCCAAAACAAAACAUUUUUGCUAAUCUGA